Molecule: messenger RNA, 2508 nt
Organism: Zea mays
Lineage: Eukaryota; Viridiplantae; Streptophyta; Magnoliopsida; Poales; Poaceae
Product: heat shock protein HSP82
Exons: 2
Coding region: 109-2253 (714 amino acids)
Biological process (GO): protein folding
Molecular function (GO): ATP-dependent protein folding chaperone; ATP binding; ATP hydrolysis activity
Source: RefSeq, marked validated
CGAAACCAAGCAACAAUUGAGUGAUCGAUCCAUCACCUCUCUCUCUCUUUCAGCAAAUCUAUCCGCGACAACUAAGCAUUCGAUUCUCCGACAACAACAAGCAGGGUAAUGGCGUCUGCGGACGUGCACAUGGCUGGCGGUGCGGAGACGGAGACCUUCGCAUUCCAGGCCGAGAUCAACCAGCUGCUCUCCCUCAUCAUCAACACCUUCUACUCGAACAAGGAGAUCUUCCUCAGAGAGCUCAUCUCCAACGCAUCGGAUGCGCUUGACAAGAUCCGCUUCGAGAGCCUGACGGACAAGUCGAAGCUGGACGCGCAGCCGGAGCUCUUCAUCCGGCUCGUCCCGGACAAGGCCAGCAAGACGCUGUCCAUCAUCGACUCCGGCGUGGGCAUGACCAAGUCCGACCUGGUCAACAACCUCGGCACCAUCGCGCGGUCGGGCACCAAGGAGUUCAUGGAGGCGCUUGCCGCGGGCGCCACCGACGUGUCGAUGAUCGGCCAGUUCGGCGUCGGCUUCUACUCCGCCUACCUCGUCGCGGACAGGGUCAUGGUCACCACCAAGCACAACGACGACGAGCAGUACGUGUGGGAGUCCCAGGCCGGCGGGUCCUUCACCGUCACGCAUGACACCACGGGGGAGCGACUCGGCCGGGGCACCAAGAUCACGCUCUUCCUCAAGGACGACCAGCUCGAGUACCUGGAGGAGCGCCGCCUCAAGGACCUCGUCAAGAAGCACUCGGAGUUCAUCAGCUACCCCAUCUACCUGUGGACGGAGAAGACCACCGAGAAGGAGAUCAGUGACGACGAGGAGGAGGACAACAAGAAGGAGGAGGAGGGCGACGUCGAGGAGGUGGACGACGAGGACAAGGACGCCAAGGAUAAGAGCAAAAAGAAGAAGAAGGUGAAGGAGGUGAGCCACGAGUGGGUGCAGAUCAACAAGCAGAAGCCCAUCUGGCUCCGCAAGCCCGAGGAGAUCACGCGCGAGGAGUACGCCUCCUUCUACAAGUCUCUGACCAACGACUGGGAGGACCACCUCGCCGUGAAGCACUUCUCGGUGGAGGGGCAGCUGGAGUUCAAGGCCAUCCUGUUCGUGCCCCGCCGCGCGCCCUUCGACCUGUUCGACACGCGCAAGAAGCUCAACAACAUCAAGCUCUACGUCCGCCGCGUCUUCAUCAUGGACAACUGCGAGGAGCUCAUCCCGGAGUGGCUGGGCUUCGUGAAGGGCGUGGUGGACUCGGAUGACCUGCCGCUCAACAUCUCCCGCGAGACGCUGCAGCAGAACAAGAUCCUCAAGGUCAUCCGCAAGAACCUGGUCAAGAAGUGCAUCGAGAUGUUCUUCGAGAUCGCGGAGAACAAGGACGACUACGCCAAGUUCUACGACGCCUUCUCCAAGAACAUCAAGCUGGGCAUCCACGAGGACUCGCAGAACCGCGCCAAGCUCGCCGACCUCCUGCGCUACCACUCCACCAAGAGCGGCGACGAGACGACGAGCCUCAAGGACUACGUGACGCGCAUGAAGGAGGGGCAGAAGGACAUCUACUACAUCACCGGCGAGAGCAGGAAGGCCGUGGAGAACUCGCCGUUCCUGGAGCGUCUCAAGAAGAAGGGCUACGAGGUGCUGUUCAUGGUGGACGCCAUCGACGAGUACGCCGUGGGGCAGCUUAAGGAGUACGACGGCAAGAAGCUGGUGUCGGCAACCAAGGAGGGCCUGAAGCUGGACGACGAGGACGACGAGGAGGCCAAGAAGCGGCGGGAGGAGCGCAAGAAGCGGUUCGAGGAGCUGUGCAAGGUGAUCAAGGACAUCCUGGGCGACCGCGUCGAGAAGGUGGUGGUGUCGGACCGCAUCGUCGACUCGCCGUGCUGCCUGGUGACGGGCGAGUACGGGUGGACCGCCAACAUGGAACGGAUCAUGAAGGCGCAGGCACUACGGGACAGCAGCAUGAGCGCGUACAUGUCCUCCAAGAAGACCAUGGAGAUCAACCCGGACAACGGCAUCAUGGAGGAGCUCCGGAAGCGCGCCGAGGCCGACCGAAACGACAAGUCCGUCAAGGACCUCGUGCUGCUGCUCUUCGAGACGGCGCUGCUCACCUCGGGGUUCAGCCUCGACGACCCCAACACGUUCGCGGCCAGGAUCCACAGGAUGCUCAAGCUCGGCCUCAACAUCGACGAGGACGCUGCUGCCGACGAGGACGCCGACAUGCCCGCGCUUGACGAGGGCGCCGCCGAGGAGAGCAAGAUGGAGGAGGUCGACUGAGGUGUCCUUCUUUCCUAUAUAUGCAAGUUCUCAGCGAUGAGGGACGACGGUCAAUGGCGAUGCCUGUUUGUGUGUGUCUGCGUGUGGGUCCAAAGGGGACACUGUUGGUACAGGUCACAGUAGUGUCUAGUAGUACCUUGAUUGCCAGGAGGCAGGACCGUGUGUCUUCUUCGUGUCACAUUUCGGGUCUGCUCUGAGUGUCGUGGAAUCCUGUGAAACAUAUAAUACAUCCGAUCCGAGUCCUUAGCUUCCCUC